This is a messenger RNA of Anopheles coluzzii, 9493 nucleotides long. It is a transcript of the gene shg, whose product is annotated as DE-cadherin. Lineage: Eukaryota; Metazoa; Arthropoda; Insecta; Diptera; Culicidae. Gene Ontology annotation, biological process: cell-cell junction assembly; multicellular organism development; adherens junction organization. Gene Ontology annotation, cellular component: plasma membrane; adherens junction; catenin complex. The coding region runs from base 1498 to 6153 and encodes 1551 amino acids. The record is from RefSeq and is a predicted model, not a curated record. Gene Ontology annotation, molecular function: calcium ion binding; cadherin binding. The transcript is spliced from 3 exons.
AGCUAAAUUUUAAUGGAGCCUAAUCGAUUUGGUUUUUGAAAUUAUGUUUUUUGAUGUGAUCAGUUUAUUAUGCAGAAAGAGACACCAAUAAAACGAUGAAUGUAAUAAGGCUUCUUUUAACCAAAACUCAAAAGCCCCGUAGCUUUACUUUUUUUAGUCGUUUAGCAUUAAUCAGUGUUGCGUGAGUUGUGUCGUAUGAUCCUUCAGAUUUUUGAAAUUUAUCUCUUUUUACCAUUUCGGUCGCUUGUUACAUAUUAAUCGUUCUUUAAUAUUUUUUCAGUGAUACACUUUGCUGAAAGUACUCCGGGAGAUCUCUGUAAACCACAAUCAUCAUACAUUGACUAAAUUCGUGCGUCAACCGUUUUUCCGUUGAUUUUAAACGUGAUUUGAAACUUGCGCGUUCUUGUCAAAUCUUGUAUAACGAGCUAUCCUGGCCGAACCUUUGAAUGAGCGAGACAACUGUCGUGCUGUUUGGGCUGUUGCUACGCACUAAACAGAGACAAUCAGCGAUGAGUAGGAACAAGAGAGAAAGAGAGAGAACGUAGGAGGUUCAGGAAUGACAACUGUUAGCAUCUCUCUUCGCUCGCAUGAUCUUUUGGUCUCCAGAAAGUUGAACCGAACGGACGUGCGUGCGUGUGUUGCGUGGCGUUGAAUUUGAAACGAUGUUCAGCUUAAAGUGAAGUGUGCUUAGCAACGGAAGCAGUGUUGUGGGUUACUCUUGGAACACGGGGAGAGUGGUGCAAUGUGGAAGAGCAAAAGGCAGGAGUAUUAUUCACCCAGCGCUUAAGUGAUCGGUUUUUGUGCUGGAAACACAUAUACACAUACGUGCGAAUAUUGGCAGCUACUUGUUGGAGGUAUGCUGACCAUCUAUGUGACCCCUUUUAGUGUGUGAUUACAGCUACUACUGGGGCGUGCACGUGUGUGUCGCCCCUUUCCGGCCCUGUACGUGAGUGGAAUAAGUGACAUCUAAAGCACACACAGGCGCAAAGGCGCCAGCAGCAGCAACGACGACGGUUGGCCACGUUUACCAAUAACGAUCGCCAUUAACACACCAGUGCUGUGAGACCGGAAGUGAACUAACUGCAUACGAUCAGGUUUUGUCGCGUUAUCGCAGUGUGUAGGUGUGCUACUACAGUGUAGUUCGCGUAUGGAUCGUUCUUAAAGACAGGAACAGUGGAAGUCAACAAGCAAACAACACAACACAACACGACGACGACACCGUGUAAACUUCCUGUGACCAGACGGACGUCGGUCGUGAUCGUGUGAAGCGGAAGAUCUAGUGUGCACGUUCAGGCGAGCAUAGAAAGAUGCACGUUCGUCGAUUGUCUCUGGUAUCUUCUUGGCAGUUCGAUUGACAGAGUUGUCGAGCACAACGAAUCGGUGCGUGUAAUCUGCCGAUCAACAAACAAAUAACACAAACCACACAACGACACGAAAGGAGUUGACGUCUACGGGGAGCCGUCGGUGAGCAGUCCCCCCACAAAGUACUCCCAUGCCAUGGUAAGCCGAGGCAGCACAAUGCGUCAACCGAUGGCGCUAUUUACUUUACUCGCACUAGCGACGUACGGCCUCAGCUUGAUGUCCACGGUAGCAAGUGUGGCAAGCAGUAGCAGAGGCAGCACAUCACAGCAAGCGAACAGUGCCGCUGAGCUGCAUCGAUUAGGUGGUGUGAGUCAGCUGUAUGACUACCGGCGGGAACUAUUGUUGGCCGGUGGAGAGCGAAGGAAACGUAGUGCCUUCAGUACACUGUACGACACGGGCAAUACACUCAGCGUGAACGAAUAUGGCGGUGGGCCGGUCAGCGGCGGUAACGUCGGUAGCGGCAACGGUGGCUCUUCCAGAGAGUCCUACGUUGGGCCGGAGCUUUUGCGUGACAAUCGCAAACCCAGCUUCGUCGAGUGUGACAGCUACAAGCCGAUGCUGAAGGAAGAGCAGCCCGUUGGUACGCCGGUACUGCGCGUGACGGCGUCCGAUCCAGACCCGCGGCAAACGAUCGAGUACAGCUUCGUGACAACGCCCGGCGAACGGGCACGCUUUCGGAUCGAUAAGAGCACGGGCGACAUAACGACCGCUCACAUCUUCGACCGAGAUGAGCCGAUCCGCGAGAAGGAGAUCUACAUCACGGUUCGUGCGACCGAUAAUGGACGUCCUCGGUUGGACGAUGUGUGCACUUUCAAGGUGACGAUUCUCGACAUUAAUGACAAUCCACCCGUGUUCGAUAAAGUACGCUACGAAGAGUCGGUGACGAAAGACAUGAAGGCGAACCUGCGAGUUGCUACCAUCUCGGCGACGGAUAUGGACGACGGUGAUAACAGUAUCAUCAAGUACGAAAUUGUGCAGCAGAACCCUGACAGUAGCUACUUCAAGAUUAACGAGAACAACGGCCUCCUUACGCUUACGAAACCGGUCGAUCGCAGCCCCGGGCAGUACUAUUCCAUCCGCGUGCGAGCGUACAAUGUCGAUCCACAGGGUGAAGCCGUGCAGGAUGCAGAAGUGGAUGUUAAGGUACGCGUCGUGGAAUCCAACAAGCUGCCCCCAUACUUCACCAAGGUGCAAGCGGCUGCACUGGUGUUGAACGAGACAUUCAAAAACUACACCGAAUCGUUGGCAGAGUUCGAGGCAGAGUCCAACAUCCCCGAGAAACCGGAAGUAAUCUUCGAACUGAUCCAAGGACGUGCUGAGCAGACGAACUCGAAAAAUACAUUCCUGCUGGAGCAGAUCAACAACACUGCUUCGAUCAAGCUGGGAAAGACACUCGAUUAUGAAACUGUGACGGAGUACACGCUGACAGUGAGCGUCAAAAACUCGCACGAUCUUGUGGCGGAAACUGUGCUGAAGAUUAAGGUACUGGACGAGAACGACAUCAUUCCAGUGUUUACGGAAGUGACAUCGGGUACGAUACCGGAAGACGAGCCACCCGGCACUCCCGUGAUGCAGGUACGAGCAUACGAUCUGGACGGCACACCGGCCAACAACAUCGUCUCGUACAGGUUUGACGAUGAGAACCAGCAACUGUUCCACAUCGACAGUCGAACGGGAAACAUCACGUCGCGGGUGGAGUUCGAUCGAGAGGCAACCGAUUCUUAUCAUUUGAAAAUCAUCGCAGAAGACAACUCUCCGUCGGCGCUGUACCGCAACGGCAAACCGAACAGUAUCUCUCAGCUGUUUAUCAUCAAGAUCUCGGACAAGAACGAUCACCAGCCGAAGUUCGUGAAGGAUCACUUCGUGGCGGAGAAUGUGCCGGAGGAUGCGAAUAUCAACACCGUGGUGAUUGAAGUGACGGCUCUGGAUCAAGACACGGCCUCGCUCAUCACGUACAGCAUCAUCGAGGGCAAUGUGGGUGAUGCGUUCAAGAUCGAUGAAAACACCGGCCGUAUCUCGGUAAACAGUCGCCUCGAUUACGAGACAAUCCGUGAGUACAUGCUGAUCGUGCAAGCGGACGAUGGGAUCUUCCAGGACAACGCAACAGUCUCGAUCAAGAUCGAAAACGUCAACGAUAAUCCACCGCGCUUCAUCGAUCUGCGCAAUGUUACGAUCCAGGAAGAGACCAUUCCGCCCGGGUGUAUUAUGACCAUCCAGGCGUAUGAUCCAGACAUCGAGAAUCGAGACGAGCCGCAGCACAUUCGCUUUUCGUUUGUGAAGGAACAGGAAGAUCUGCUCGAGAUCGAUGAUACCGGUUGCCUUCGGUUAAGGAAGGCACUGGAUCGUGAUCCACCGCAAGGCUUCAAGAGCUGGCAGUUCAUCAUCACCGCGACGGAUGAGGAUGGUGCGGGCAAGAAAACGCCAGCGACUGUAAACAUAUUCUUGGAAGACAUUAACGACAACGCACCACGGCUUUCGAAUGCAAUGCCAGUCGUCUGGGGUGAGAAUCGUUCUCCUGGUUUGAUCGUACGACUGACGGCAGAGGAUGUGGACGAGGCGCAGAACGGUCCACCGUUCCAUUUCAGUAUUGAUCCGAAUGCUCCGUAUGAGAUUAAGGAACGGUUCCAAGUCCAAAACGACGAGCUGUACGCGUUGGUUGAGUUCGAUCGAGAGGAGCAAAAGGAGUACCGAGUUCCAAUUCGCAUUAGCGAUUCUGGCGAAGAACCCAUGAGUGACGUCAGCAUCCUGCAGCUGGUGAUUGGAGAUGACAACGACAACGAGAUGAGACCAGGCGAAAGUCGCAUCUUCGUGUACAACUACAAAGGAGAAUCACCCAACACGGAAGUUGGACGCGUGUACGUGGACGAUCCGGACGACUGGGAUCUUCCAGAUAAGACGUUCAUGUGGGAUGAUGCUACCCGUCAUCAGUCGGUGGACUUUUUCGACCUAAACAGGGACACUGGUAUGAUCACCAUGCUUCAAGGUACACGUGGGGGAGAUUAUGAGCUGAACUUCCACGUGAUUGAGCAGUCGAGUCAUUUCCCGCGCCAUAAUGUCACAGCCAAAGUGACGGUAACGGUGAAAGAGAUCCCGGAGGAAGCCGUUGAUAAGAGUGGAUCGAUCCGUUUCCAUAAUGUAACUGCGGAAGAGUUCGUAUCGCGCACACCUGGUCAGCUCACAACGCCCAAAGAUCGACUGCAGGCGAGCAUUGCAAACACGCUCAACGUUAGCCGAGAGAACGUGGAUGUGUUCACCGUUUUGAAGCGCGACAAUGUCAACGGAACCUUCCUGGACGUUCGGUUCUCGGCCCAUGGCAGUCCUUAUUACGCACCUGAACGUCUCAACGGAAUGAUGGGCUAUCGGCUCCGUCAGUUGGAAGAGGACGUAGGCUUUUCGGUGCUGAUGGUGGGCAUUGACGAGUGUAUCGAAGAGGGUCGCAACUGUGAGCUAUCGUGCAAGAAUACGCUCUACAAGUCGAACGUCCCUAUUGCGGUAUAUACCAACACCAGCUCGUUUGUGGGUGUGAAUGCCUUCGUACAGGCAGAGUGUGUGUGUGAGGCUCCAUCGCCGUCGCUCACAUGUCUGAAUGGAGGUUUCUUGGUGAACGAUCGCUGCUCCUGUCCCGAGGGCUUUGAAGGUCCUCACUGUGAGAUGCUUGGCAUCGGGUUCUAUGGCAGUGGAUAUGCGCUUUAUCCUCCGAUCAGUCCUUGCAACAUGACGCGAAUAAGUGUAGAACUAUCACCGCAGCAGGAAGAUGGCUUGGUGAUGUACAUUGGUCCACUGAACUAUAAUCCUCGUCUGCCUGUGCAGGACUUCUUGGCGUUGGAGCUCGUGAAGGGACUCCCUGUGUUGCUGCUCGACUACGGCAGUGGUACCAUUCGUAUCGAACAUCGGCAUCGAUUCCCCCAGGGCAAACCAUUCACCGUAGAGAUCGUGCUGCAACCGCAGACAAUCGAGAUGAUCGUCGACAACUGCAAGCUGUCCACGUGCAUGAGUCUGGAUGCGCCAAAAGGACCAAAUCGGUUCCUAAACGUAAACGCUCCACUGCAACUCGGAGGAGCUGCAGUCAACCUAGACUACCUCGGAUCGCUGUUCAACUGGACGUACGUGCCACAGGACAAGGGUUUCAGUGGCUGCCUGCGCAAUCUCACCAUCAACGAGCGCACGUACGAUCUCGGUCUGCCCAGCCUGGCAAAGAAUGCCGAUCCGGGUUGUCAACGCUCGGUUGCGGUCGCCGUGUCGUUUGGCAUCGAUUCCUACUUCCUCAUUGCAAUCAUCGCGUGCAUAGUGGUGCUGCUCAUUUUGCUGCUCGCCGUCGUCGUCCACAAGAAGCACCAGGACGGCUGGCAUGAGAAGGAUAUGGACGACAUCCGGGAGACGAUUAUCAACUACGAGGAGGAGGGUGGCGGCGAACGGGACGCCGAGUACGAUCUCACCGUGCUGCAAGGUCCGCCGAUCUAUCUAGACAAACCGUACGGCAGCGAGCUGCGACAGAAGGAGGCAAACACCGAGGUGCCUGAUAUUGGCGCGUUCCUCACCGACAAGAAGGACGCGUGCGACAAGGAUGCGGACGCGUAUCCGAUCGACGAUGUGCGGCAUUACGCGUACGAGGGUGACGGCAACAGUACGGGCUCGCUGUCGAGCCUCGCUUCCUGCACGGACGAGGGUGAUCUGAAGUUCAACUAUCUAUCGAACUUCGGUCCACGGUUCCGCAAGCUCGCCGACAUGUAUGGGGAAGAACCGUCCGACACCGACUCGAACGUGGACGAUGAGGAAGGCUGGAGGAUAUGAGACGAACGCACGGGGCAUGAAGAAGGUGUGUGAUAAAAAAACGAACACAACUGUGUGCACAGUUUAUGGGUGAGCGUGGAAUGGAGUGAACGCGAUAACGAAAGCAUGCAAGCGUAUGUAUAACCGUUUUCCUAAUCAAACCUAGCGAUAGACGAUCUUGUUUUCUCUCUUGUGAUGAUCUUCCGUUCGGUAGUACUGAACCACCGUAUCUCAAAACAUGCAAAACCGAAGAGGACAAUCUGCUGUAGGACAAACACAUAGGUAUUCUAAACGUACACCUCGAAGCGCAAAAGUCACGUUAGAUCGAGCGAGGGGACAGUGUGGGCUGGUUCAGCUCGGCCGGAAUAGAAUUUUGUCUGUUCUGGGACGUACGGAUUUUAAGAAAACAGUAAACAUCGAUUCAGUUCCUACGGGCCGCAAACGUUUCUGCGGAAAUUGCACGAGUCAUCCUGCUGCCCUAAAUCAGGUUAGUUGAAAUAGUUAUGAGCUUAACUCUUGUGUCAAAGAUGUAUAAGGUAGCAACAUAUUUAUUCCUUCUCGGAGCAUUGCACAGUAAUAUGAGCUUGAGCGUGCAAAUACCACAAUUUCUCUCGGCUUCUGUCAUUUAUGUUUCCUCAUCUCGCCAUUAGUGGGUGCACAAAUCCGUAUUACUGCUCCCCCGAGUGAGUCAAAUGUCAUGACUCCGUGAGUCAGCUCUAUUUCCACGCAAACGUAUCAAGUCCAAAAGCUUGCAACGCUUCUUGCGAACUCCCCACCCCUACUCCCUGCUACUGAUGUGGUACGCGUGGGUGAUUAAUAGUGCAAACCUCAAACUGGAACAUCCAGACCAACGCGAACAAAGAAGGUUCCUUUGCUUGCGGGAUGUUUUUUGUUGUUGUUGUUGUUGUCCAACAUAAGGGAGAAUUUCCUUUGGACACCUCGCGUGUGCUCGCUCUCUCUCUCUCUCUCUCUCUCUCUCUUCUACGCUUUUCUUCAUACUAAUGUUAUUGAUUACCUUCCCCCCCCCCUUUACUGUCUUCGUAAAGGUUUCCCCAAGCAAAGACCUUAAGCCGGUUUUUGUGUGUUGUUACUGUUAUUGCUUUUUGGAAUCAAAAGGAAGGGCUCGCACGACGAUGACUCAUAAUGUGCAAUCGGCUCGUAGUAACGGUGCGAUAUCAUCGCCAUCGGCGCACCAUCGCACAUACACACACACACACUGUACAAGAGGUGCGAUGAUAGAGGUUUUUGCUGUUUUCUCACCUUAUUUUAGACCCUUUAGUGUAGUAUUAGCGGCGCGGCACUAAUAGAGAUGAUUGUUCAGGACUAUCUGCGAAGAAUGAAAUUCAACGACUAGGAACUAUGGUUUAGAACUUCUCAAAAGCAAGGAACGGAUGCUUCGAGUGGGAAAUGGAGUAAUAGUGUGGAUUCUUCCGCUUUCCGUUCGUUCAUUUUAGGUUUCGUUAUCCAAAUUAUUUUUUGUAUAAGAUUAUUUCUAUUCCGUUACUAAUUUUUAGCUUAAGAGAUAGUAUCGCUAAUGGUUAGGAGGAUUAAAUCGACAUUGUGGAGAAGGGGGAUACGUGAACAUUUACUGUAGUAGAGGGGGUAUACAACAUGCAACCGAAUAUAAGACUUUUACAGAACGAAAAUCAAAAGAAGUAAACAUUUUCCAAUGUGCUAUCGAGAGAAGAGGAGUGAUGGUGUGUGAGUGCACAUCAUGCUUGUUGAAGAGCAGGUUAUUCUAGCAUUAAAUAGAGAAUAUGCGGAGAAGCAUUUAAGCAUUUAAGGAGUUCUCACGGAUCACGACAGCGGGAAUGGAAGAUAGUCGCUAAGGUUAGAUAGUGCUUAUAGGAGGUGAAGUGGGGGAAACAAAAGUGUGUUAUUUUAAUUAACAAGCGAACCAAUCAAUGGCAAACACACGAGAUACACAGAGCAUUGGGAAUGAGAAGAGAAAAAACGUAUUUACAUCUGACCGAGCAUAAUGUGUGUACUUCGAGAGGCCACAAUUUUAAAGCCAAUUAUUUGAUACCGGAGCGAAGGAGAAGGAGAAGGUGGAGUACAGAUCGAAAUAUGCCUUACAAAUGUACCAUAGCAAAACGGGAGGGAAAACGAAUAAUGUUGCCUUAUUCAGCUGUGUGGCAGCUCCACUGCCGCGGUGCACCAUUUUGCAUUCAAAGUGUCCUCGCACAACGGUUGUGUUAGCACAGGGGGCGACAGGCAAGAUCGAAUCGAAGUCGUAUAUAUUUUUUGUGUAUUUAUUAGCUAGAUGAAUCAUAUAACACGGCAGCAGCUCUUAAAUAACGUGAUAAACCGAAGGAGCAAAGAUUGCGAACAAAUAGGGAAAGUUGUAGGUUGUAUAGAAGGAAAAAAAUAACUGAAAAAGGAAAGAUCACAUGCGUGAUGAGAUAUGAGAUGUUGAUCUCGUCCCCGAAGCGAACAAACAGUCCCGGAAAGUAGAGGAGUGUGUUCUUCCGUGCUUUUAGUUUACGUAUGUGUACAGUCAACGAUUUUAAUUUUGUUCUUUGCUGCUAGGAAGAAACGUACUGUUUCAAAAACAUACAAAAAAGAAAAGGAGAAGGACACAUUAUUACGAUUAAGAAUAUUUUGCUAGCAACAAACCCCUCACAUUCGAACCCCACAUAAGACACAGAGAGAAAGGGUAGUACGCGUUGUAUAGCAUCGAUUUUAAUUGCGUAAAAAAGACAUUGUAAAAGAAGCGCAACGCAAUGACGAUUGUGGCAAUGUGGUGAUUUGUUUGUUGCAUCUCCUCCCGUCGAUAAUUUAAUACAAAACCUCUCAACAAACGGUUAGACUGCCUAAAAAAACAAGUAAAUAUCUUAGCUAACAUUCCAUACAUUAUUAACUCGUUUUUGUUCGCAUUCACUUAUGCGCCAUCCCUACUCUCUACCAUUCAGUAUCGAAACGAAUGCGCCCGUUUUUGUUGGGCUGUGGUUCGUGCGAAAUUUAGCCAGAAGUUUAGAAUCUCUUACACAUAUAGACACUUCGUUUUCGUACCAUAUAUCUCUUCUUCUCUCUGUCUGCCGGGAAUGUUUAGUUUUAAAGUCCCCCCCCCCUUUAUUCUUUGGAACAAAUCUCACUACAGCACACUCCAAAAGGGGAUGAAGCUAGUUGUGUUUUAAUGUUGCUUCUUGCCCGUUGUUAGGUAGUAAUGUAACGAGCAGGAAGGAAACGAGUUGAUUUUACAAUAGCCAACCCAUCAUCGGCAGUCUACCAUCGCUUUCCCAUCGUGUAAGCUAGGAUUCGAUCCGUGUACGACAGAUUGUGCAUUCUCCAAUAAAUCGCACUAUGUUUGGUUCCUCGGGAACCACGACAUCAAUGGAGGGAGAUUUUAUUUGAGCAAUAA